Molecule: messenger RNA, 1575 nt
Organism: Macrosiphum euphorbiae (potato aphid)
Lineage: Eukaryota; Metazoa; Arthropoda; Insecta; Hemiptera; Aphididae
Source: the annotation of a GenBank genome assembly
AUGAAAGAAUGUUCAAACACAACUGGUCAAUAUCUCUUUACAGUCUUUGAAAAAAUUUGUGAUGAAAAUGGUCUUGAUUGGAAGCAUUACUUAGUAGGUCAAUCUUAUGACGGGGCAUCAAAUAUGAGAGGAACUUACCAAGGUGUACAGUCUUUAAUUAAGUCUUUCAAUCCUGCGGCGACAUAUGUCUGGUGCUAUGCUCAUAGACUGAAUCUUGUGCUUACAGAUGCAGUAAGUUGUUCUUCUAAUGCAAAAGAUAUGUUUGGAAUUGUAGAAGUUAUAUAUGAAUUUAUAUCUUCAAGUAAAAACAGGGUUGCAAUAUUUGAAAACUAUCAGAAAACUCUAUACCCGGGAAAACAAAUAAAACGAUUUAAAAGAGUGCAAACCACUAGAUGGUGGUCUCAUGACUUAGCCUUAAGAACAGUUGUUUCAACUUUUGAUGCAUUAAUUGAAACAUUAACUGUAAUAGAAGAAAAGUGUGGAUCAAAUGAUCGGAAAAGUGCUUUCCAUGCAAGAUCUCUACGGGAAAGUAUAAUUAGUGAUCGUUUUUUGCUUACUGCAUUAACUUAUAUAGAAAUUUUUGACAUAAUUACUCCGCUAAGUAAUAUUCUUCAAGCCAAAGACAUGGAUUUACUGGGAGCAGUUGAUUCAGUUUUUAAGUCCAUUGAUACCUUACAGAAAAUUAGAAAUGAUAGCAAAUUUACUGGAAUCAUUAAUGAGUUAAAAGAAUUCAAAAAUAAUUCUACAUUAAAUAUUGAAGAUUUUAAGCCUUUACAGAUGAAUCGUAAGAAAGUUGUACCUCGUAUGUAUGAUGAAAAAUCGUUAGAUGAUGCUAUUGAUGAACCAUUGAAAAAUUUUAAAGUAAACACUUUUUAUUGUGCUAUUGAUUUAACUCUUACUCAAAUGAAAGAUCGAUUCAGUGAUAUUUCUACAGGCAUUUUCAAAGAUUUGUCUCUUUUUUCACGACGACGCAUAAAAGAAAUAGCAAACGAUACUUCGAAACUACCAUCAGAUGCAUUUUUGAUUUUUAGUUCAGUAUAUGAAAAAUUUGUUGACAGAAGUGAUCUUAUUCGAGAAUACAUACAGUUUUCUAAAUGUUAUUUUGACUUUGAAAAAAAUAAAUUUUUGCCGACACAACUUCAUUCUGAAAAAAAAAAAAAAAAAAUAGAAGCACUUGAUGAAAACUAUGAAUCAGAUACAUCCGAUGAGCAUGAUAAUGACCUCUUACUAACAAAUAACCAAGUUGAGAUUAUUGGGAGUACACUACCUACAAAUGGAACUAGUAUGGCCAUAGUUUUUCAAGUAUUACUUAUAAGUGGUCUAUCAACAGUAUUUCCUUCUCUACAUAUAGCACUAAAAAUAAGUCUAACUUUGCCUGUAGCUAGUGUUACCACUGAAAGAAGUUUUUCAAAACUUUCCAUUGUGAAAAAUAAACUUAGAAGUACUAUGAAUGAAGAUAGAUUGGACUCUUUAAUGAUUAUAGCUUGUGAGCCUGACAUACAUAUAAAUAAUGAUGAUAUAAUUAAUGAAUUUUCUACAUCUAGCCCUCUACUUUUAAAUGCACUAGGGCGUUAA